Molecule: messenger RNA, 3232 nt
Organism: Cuscuta campestris
Lineage: Eukaryota; Viridiplantae; Streptophyta; Magnoliopsida; Solanales; Convolvulaceae
Source: the annotation of a GenBank genome assembly
UCCUUGACUCAAUUCUUAACCCGCUGGAGGGACGAGGUUGACAAGGUAGAAGAGAUGGACGAUAAGACGGCCAUGUCUUUACUGAUGAAUGCCUUCCGGUCAGGUGACCUCUACACUGAAUUCUGUAGAAGGCCACCCUCCUCUUAUCAGGAAGCCUACAAUACGGCAUGGGAGUAUGCCGAGGCGGAAGUCCUGAACAAAAGCAAGCGGGAGCUGGAAGAAGGCUACACAAAGGUGAAAUCUGACAAGCCGAAGAAGGAUGACCAGACGGGAGGGUCCAAGCCAAAGGCCACGUAUGACGGGUCCAUCCACCAAAUAAGAGAUGAUAAGAAGGGAGAGCAACUCAAGAGACCAUGGACGGAGAAGUGGUGCACAUACCACCAAUCCAAUUCCCACAACACGGCGGACUGCCGAAAUGUCAAGGCUGUGCUCAAGGAGAUGGCCUUGAACGGAGAGCUGGGGGAAGGUUAUGCAGCGGGGAAUAAAAAGGACCCGAAAACGAACACCUGGACCCGUCCUCAAGGAAAAGACCAGGGAAGGAGAAAAUCAGGGAAGGACGACAAGCCGGAUAAGGAGUUCAUAGAGAUGAUUGUUGGCGGCCCGGAAGGCGGGGAUACUGCCUCCCAGCGGAAGAACUGGGCUAGGAGUCUACAUGUGUCGGUGGUUUCCCUGGAAUCUCAUGGGAAGCAGGCACGGAGGGAACCUAUCACUUUCACUGAUAGGGAUUUGCCCAGGACGGGGGGAGAUCAUAAUGACCUUUUGGUCAUUACAAUGGACAUCAAUGGGGCAGAUGUGGCCAGAGUCCUGGUUGAUACGGGAAGCAGUGUCAAUGUUUUGUACUUGGAUGCUUUCAAGAAAUUGAAGCUGGACAGGUCCAUGCUGAGGCCAUUGCAAACCCCAUUGUCAGGCUUCACUGGAGCCAGCAUAGAAGCAGAAGGUCAGAUCACCUUACAAGUUACCUUGGGGUCGGGUAACAAAACAGUAACCAAGCAAAUGAGAUUUGUUGUGGUUGAUAUCAAGUGUGUACAUAAUGCCAUUCUUGGUAGACCUGGAAUCAACCAGGUCAGGGCCAUCAUUUCUAUGGCACACUUGUGCAUGAAAUUCUACACUCCCAAUGGAAUCGGGGAGGAAAGGGGUGACCAAAAGAAUGCCCGGUCCUGCUACUUGGAAGCAGUCAAGAAAAUGACCCGCCAAUUCGAACAAAUUGAAUUGGUCUCCCAGCAAGUAGACAAGGGAGAGGAGAAGGCUAGAAUCGAGCCGGAUGCAAACACGGAGGAGAUCCAAAUUGAUGCCUCCAAUCCUGAGAGGAAGGUCAAGAUUGGGGCUGAUCUUCAGGAGGAGUUAAGGACUGAGGCCGUGGCUGAUUUUCUUGUGGAGAUGACGGGUCACCAAGAAGAAGAACCGGCCAAGGCCAUCACUGAGCCAUGGUGGUCCAUGUCGGUAGAUGGAGCCUCUGGACCGAAAGGUUACGGGGGAGGCGUGGUAUUCACAACUCCGGAAGGGUUCAAGGUGUAUCAUGCCUUGAUCUUUAAUUUCAAGCUCACAAACAAUGAGGCCGAGUAUGAGGCGUUGAUAGGGGGUCUGAGAUUGGCCAAAACCCUACAAAUCACAUGCCUCCGGAUUAAAUCUGACUCAAGCUUGGUGGUAGGCCACAUCAAUGGCAACAUGGAGGCCAAAGGAGAGAAGAUGCAGAAGUACAGAGACUUGGCAAGGGCAUUAUUGAAGGAUCUGACCGAGUAUGUGAUGGAGCAAAUCCCUAGGGGGGAAAACACCGAUGCUGACUUGCUGUCAAAAUUGACGCAAGCAGCCCCGGAGCAUGUGUCCAAGCUAGCCAGGAUUGAGACGCUGGAGAAAGCCAGCAUUGAAGGGUUUUCUGUUAGCAUGAUAGAGGAAGAGGGACAACCCAAUCCAGAUCGAGUGGAGCCAGAUGAUAUUUGGAUGGAUGACUUGGUCAGGUAUUAUAUGACCGGGCAAUUCCCUGAGGAUGAGGAUAGGAUAAGAAAAAUAAAGCUGAGGGCUCCAAGAUUCCAAAUGCUUGAUGGAAGGCUAUACAAAAGGGCAUUUGGCGGUCCGCUGCUGAGAUGCUUGACCAGGGCGGAGGCGGAAAGAGUGAUUGCUGAAGUUCAUGAGGGUGUCUGUGCAGCCCACCAAAUGUCCAGGACACUCGCUCAAAGGAUCAUUUUGCUAGGUUAUUUCUGGCCUACAAUGAACCAAGAUUGCGAGAAGUAUGUGCAAAGGUGCAAGACCUGCCAGGUGUUCUACAAGUUUCCGGGAAGGCCUGCGACAUACUACCAUCCAGUUUCUAAUGUUAUCCCAUUUGCAAGGUUUAGGAUGGACAUCAUUGGAGCCUUUCCCCAAGCACAAGGGAGGAAGAAGUAUGUCAUGGUUGCUAUCGACUACUUCACAAAAUGGGUAGAAGCCGAGGCAUAUGCAACCAUCACAACCAAGCAGUGCCAGCGCUUCGUCUGGAAGAAUAUAAUCACCAGGUUCGGGUCUCCUCGAAACAUUGUGACGGAUAACGGGCCUCAAUUUCGGAAUCCAGGGUUCACCAAAUACUUGGAGGACUUCGGGGCUACUCACAACAAGGCUUCCGUGGCCUACCCGCAAGGGAAUGGUCAGGUGGAGAAUGCGAACCGCACCAUAGUCGAUGGGAUUAAAAAGCGGUUGGGUGAGGCAGGAACAAAUUGGCUAGAGGAGCUGCCACAUAUCAUCUGGGCUUACCGGGUCACUUCGAGAAGGGCCACAGGGGAGACACCUUUCGUCCUUACAUAUGGAUGUGAGGCCAGACUACCCAUCGAAGCAAAAAUAAUGACCUUCCGGGAAAAGAUCUAUGAGGAGAAAGGAAAUGAAGAAGACCAUAUGGCAGAACUGAACUUGCUGGAGGAAAGGCGGAUGGUCGCUGAGGCUAAAAUGAUAGAGUAUCAGCAAGCAACCAAGGCCUACCAUGAUAACAAGGUAGGGCCUCGCUAUUUCCAGGUGGGUGAUGAGGUCUUGAGACGAAGGGAGGCCAGCAAACCGGGAGACGGGGGAAAGCUUGCAAAAAAAUGGGAAGGCCCAUAUAGGGUCACAGCGAUAUUACGCCCUGGGACGUACAAGUUAGAAACCAUGGAAGGUAGAGAAUUGGAAAGGUGCUGGAAUUCCCACCACCUUAGAAAAUUCUACCGGUAGGCCAAAUUGGCAGGGCAUGCAUUUGUAAUACCCUUUCGAUGAUGAAUAAAGCUUUCUUCAAUAU